Messenger RNA from Verruconis gallopava, 3494 nucleotides. RefSeq lists its product as uncharacterized. Gene Ontology annotation, biological process: regulation of DNA-templated transcription; DNA-templated transcription. NCBI's taxonomy places the organism in Eukaryota, Fungi, Ascomycota, Dothideomycetes, Venturiales, Sympoventuriaceae. The record is from RefSeq and is a predicted model, not a curated record. Bases 255 to 2735 code for a protein of 826 amino acids. The transcript has 4 exons. Gene Ontology annotation, molecular function: zinc ion binding; DNA-binding transcription factor activity, RNA polymerase II-specific; DNA binding.
UCCAGCCCAUCAACCCCCAUCACGUCUCCAGCACUCUGCGCUCGCAAAGAAGUCCGAUCGCCAUCCAACUCUCGAGGGUCGGCAAUGGUUUGGCAGCACGCCCACUAAUGUGCAGCCCCCCAAGCGAUUAACUCGUGUUUGACGAGCCUCCCGCGGCCCAGGGGUGAUGAGCUCCGCGGAGCCUUCCCCACUGAAGCCUAUCGCAAGCAAGAUCCAAAGUAGCCUCGCGGCUUGGGUGACCUAGCACGGUUACGAUGGCCUCCAGGUUGACGUCCAGCAGGCGGCCAUUGCAACCAAAGGAUCCCUCUGUAAGGCCGUCGUCUGCGCCUAUGCCCGCUGCCGAGCCAAAGGGCAAGCGGAGAUGUGUGACGGCGGCCUGCAUACCAUGUCGGAAGCGAAAGUCGAAAUGCGAUGCUGGCCUUCCCAAUUGUUCGACAUGCAUCGCUGUCUACAAGACAGAGUGCUCCUACGACCCGGGCGUCGCAGAGAUUGCUCGACAAAAUGACUCUUCUACCGGCGUGAAGCGCGACAGCGCCGCUGUCCAGGAGCCCAAUUUUGCGGAGCAGUUCGUGCAGUUGCUCAUAUCCCUACCCGAGAGCGAGGCUUUUGAUGCUCUAUACCAGCUCAGGGCCAGUGGAGACGUCGUUGCGACUACCGAGCUGCUCCGCAAGAAAAGAAUCAUGUCCGAAGGGAACGAGCCACAAACUAUUGAGAGCGAGCACAUGCACGUACAAGGAAACGCGACACUGGAGCAGAAAUGCCGCUACGGAUUCACGAGCGGACUAGGUCUUGUGCCGGGCGACGACGACUACAUCCUUACGCGAACUCAGGAGCCGCCUACAUCAAGACUGUGGACAGACGUCACAACGGACGGGGACCUGGUGUAUCAUUUGAUUAAAUUGUACUUCACGUGGAGCAAUCACUUUUACCCUAUCGUUAGUGAAGAGGAAUUUUAUACCGACUUCAGAACCGGGCGGACAAAGGCGUGUAGUGCCAUACUGGUCAACGCAAUGUGUUCGUAUGGCUCUGUGUUUACGUCAAAUCCCAGUGUGAGGGAUGAGUCGAACCACAAGUGGACAGCUGGUAAUCGAUUCUUUGAGAGAGCGAGGCACCUGCUAUUCGAGGAUGAAACCACUCCACAGCUUCCAACAGUCCAAGCGUUGCAGAUCAUGAGCAUGCGCGAGGCCUGCAAUGGCCGUGUGAGCUCUGGAUUUCGCUAUGCUGGUUGGGCGCUGAAUAUGGCUAUUGAAUUAGGCAUGCAUCUGGAAGGUUGGAAGUCAGGUGCACAGGAGGAUGGCAUGCGGAGGCGAUCGUUUUGGGCCAUGUUCAACUGCGACACUGCCUGGUCGAUAUGCUCUGGGAGGGUUGCGAUGCUCCCUCGCGCUGCUAUUGAGAUUGAAAAACCAAAAAGAACUGCACACGUGACCGAGUGGCAGCUUUACGACGACGAGCAUCGAAAUGCAGAAAGUAAGGUUCUUUAUUCUUGUUGCGAGGACGAGAUGCUGUAUCAGCAAAGCAGCCUGACGGAAAUUCUGAGCGAGCUUCUCGUGAUCUACUACGCGCCUCGUGAGCGACUAAGCUCGCGCAAGAUUCUUGAUAUGUACUCUCGUUUUCAGACGUGGCACAAACGACUACCGAGCUCGAUGCGUCUAUCGGAAAAAUCGCCACCCAAUGUGUUUAUGCUCCACAUGUGGUAUUGGUCUUGUGUCAACCAUCUUUUCCGCCCAAUUGUCCGCAUGAAACUAGUGGGUUCAUCGAUACAACCACGCCAGGUUUGCAUUGACAUGGCAAUCGAGAUAUCUAAAGCCAUGGAUCUAUAUCGACAACAUUACCCAAUGGACACCGUCAAUCUACUGUGGUGCCACGUACUCCUCACAGCCGGUUUGACGCAUGUCUUCGACCUUCCGUCACGUGGUCAAUCAAAGUCAACUUUCACAGCAGCCAACAGCCGGGCCAUUAAGGAUACUGCGCAGUGUUUGCGUGACUUUCACACCAUCUCAUCUGUACACAGAUUCGGGGUGCGUGGGAUCCAAAUCAUAUGUUCACUUGUGGAAAAGUAUGGGUUAUACCUACCGGAAGAAGUCUUGAAGGAAAUGUCUCCGAUUCUAUGCAUGAGAAAGGACGCUCAAUCCACUGCCACACCAGUUAUUAGCGAGCCCAAUCAAGGGCAGGGCGCGCCUAAGUCAGCUGCUGCUGACCUUGUAACGGCGCCUACUGUGGCUUUAGAUCCGGCUUCUAACGCGACUCCUCCAACGACCCAAACAAUUACAACCAACAUACCAUCACCUAAUUUAAGACAAGAGGGAUCAUCUGCGGUGAUUCCGCCUUCACUGCAUAACGACCCUCAGCCGAGAUACAAACCUAGCUACCAAGUCCAAGCAAUGACUUCUUGGCCCGAACCUCCUUUCGACCAAGCACCCCAGUUCCCGACAUCCCUGUUCUUCACACCUGUAGAUGGCACGAUAGGAUUACCACUCUACCACAACAACCCGAGCCAAUCGCACAUGGAUCUCCAUGUUAUGCUUGGCGCGGUGGACUGGGGAGAGCAGCUGAGGCAGGACGGAUUUGAGCUUAGCGAUGUCUGGGGAAACGAUCCUAUGGCAGGUGCAAACCUGAAUAUCAUAGGUCGGUCGCAUCACAUGGGGGAUCAACUAUCGGCUCAGGCCUAUCGGGGACCACCUCAGCAAGGUUAUGCUGUGGGAGAAGUCACGUUUGUGAACGGUGCAUGGCCUUGAGAGUUUGAUCUUUGUGGAUCAAGCCAGCUCUACGUCUCCACCAGGAGGCCUGCAUACAUGAUUUGUGUUUAUAUCAUGGAAAGAGCCCAUGAGUCAAUCGAUCAGAGCUAUGGGAAGUUCGCACAAGAAGAUUUGCUAUUUAGCUGAGAGAGGAUGAGCCAAGUGCCAGAAACGGUCUGGCUUACAUGCAACGCAGUCACUGCAAACAGCACCGUCUUUGCAAAUGUGGGCAGCAAUACGAACUAACGAGGGUUUUCAAAGGCGCAUGCGCGUCUUUAGAGAAAGAACUACCCGCCGCGAUCAUCAAGCACACGUGGAGCCAUCGAGAGCUUUACGCUGCGGUACCAGAAGCUCCAAACUAAGAACAGACGAGGACGUACUCGUCGACAAGGUUCUCAUCGAGGUCACUGGCGCGAAGUCAGCCGACAAUCUCAACGACCAGUGCCUGGAACUUGGCGCUUCGUUUCAUGAUCCCGGAUCAAAGUUUGGAUUGCUUGCCGAUUUGCAGACGUGUAUUGCUGCAAGGAAAGCCAUGGUUCUGUCAUGUAGUUUCCUGGCCAUCAAGGAGGCCUGGUGAGAGACAAGCCAGUUGCUGCUAUUAGCGGAAAUAUUGGUUAGCUUUGAAGCUUGGGUUCCAUGGUUCCCGCAGUCGUCUUCAUCGAUAUUAUAGAUCUCGUUUGACGUGUUAGUGUACAUAUAUGUAAUCAUGAUAAUAGUAAUGAAUCUGAUUCGAGGGCUCAUCAAAAAGAUGAAACCAGC